UAAUUAGUUAAUAGAUAUGGAAACAGAAAAUCUAGAUGAGAGAUAUAGGGACUUGGACAACCUCUUCUUGAGAGAUUCCAAAUUCGCUCCUGAACUCUUUGCUCCAAACGACGCUCUCAAGACCAUCCUGUUUGAUGCAGCAAAGGUACUGGUGAUUGGAGCCGGAGGUCUCGGUUGAGAAAUACUAAAGGACUUGGCACUUUCAGGGUUCAGAGAUAUCACAGUUAUUGAUAUGGACACUAUUGAUGUAACAAACCUCAACAGACAGUUCUUGUUCAGGAAGAAAGACGUUGGAAAGCAUAAAUCCGAAGUUGCAGCAGCUUUUAUUGAAGAAAGAUGUUCUGGAGUCAAAGUGACAGCUCAUACCAACAUGAUCCAGGACUUUGAUGCUGACUUUUAUAGAGAAUUCCAUGUAAUUAUAGCAGGAUUGGAUAACAUAGAAGCCAGAAGGUGGCUAAAUGCACUCCUACAUUCUAUGGUAGAGUUUGAUGAUGAUGGCAAGCCUGAUAUAGCAACUGUAAAACCUCUUAUUGAUGGAGGUACUGAGGGAUUCAGAGGACAAGCAAGGCUUAUCAUGCCUCAUAUGUCUGGAUGCUUUGAGUGUACCCUUUCUUCACUACCUAAACAGAAUAGCUACCCAAUGUGUACUAUUGCUGAGACUCCAAGACUUCCAGAGCAUUGCAUCCAGCAUGCAUAUGUUAUUCAAUGGCCAGAGCAUUUCAAAGAUAAAAAGGUCGAUAAAGAUUCUCCUGAUGACAUGAACUGGAUCUUUGAGAGAGCUAAGGAAAGAGCAGAGUCCUAUAAUAUUGAAGGUGUAACCUACUUCUUGACUAUGGGAGUUGUCAAGAAUAUCAUCCCAGCUAUUGCUUCCACAAAUGCCUUAGUUUCUGCUGCUUGUGUAAACGAAGCUCUUAAGGUCGCUACAUUCUGCAACAAGAGCGUUGAUAACUAUUUCAUGUUUAUGGGACAAACUUCAGUGUACACAUCAACAUUCCCCUUCGAGAAGGACGAGAACUGUCUAGUGUGUGCUUCCCAACGUGAGAGCCAGACAGUGGCCGGCUCUAAGCUCCUAAAGGAAUUCAGAGAUGAACUGCAGGAGAAGUUCACUCUAUCCAAUCCUGGUUUAACUGCUGAAUCAACUAACAAGACCUUGUACAUCUCCGGGCCGCUUGGCAAGAAGACUAAGCAGAACCUUGAACUGUCCAUGGCUCAGUUGGUCGAGAGCGGGUUUUUGGAUAAGCAAGAUAUAAUCCAAGUGACUGAUAAGGCAAUUCCAACAGUGAUGAAGGUUUAUGUUAAAAUUGAAUAAGGCUUUAAAUGUCAAAGUUUUCUCA
Moneuplotes crassus is the source of this 1334-nucleotide messenger RNA. The record is from the annotation of a GenBank genome assembly. Lineage: Eukaryota; Ciliophora; Spirotrichea; Euplotida; Euplotidae.